Molecule: messenger RNA, 7217 nt
Organism: Pipra filicauda (Wire-tailed manakin)
Lineage: Eukaryota; Metazoa; Chordata; Aves; Passeriformes; Pipridae
Product: translation initiation factor IF-2-like
Exons: 3
Coding region: 293-1129 (278 amino acids)
Source: RefSeq, a predicted model, not a curated record
AAAUUUAUCUGACGGGCUAAAGUUCAGAGAAAUACCCUUGCCUAUGAGGUGGGGGGCUCCUGCCAGUCUCCCGACAAGGUCUGCCCGCUCCAGCCCCCUGAUUCCUAUCGAGAGUCGACGGAGAGCAAAGUUUCGGUGAGUCCAGUGGCCGGGCACGCUAAGCCGGCAUCGGACCGAGGGCACUCGCAGGCAUUCCGAAGGGUCUCUAACUGACUUCCCUGGGCAGGCUCGGCCACUGCCGCUCCGCUCCACGGCGGAGGUACGGACUCGGUCUCCCCCGCCCGCUGCCGGCAUGCGCUCGCCCCCGUCUCUGGCGGCCCAUCUCAGCCCCGGCUCCUGCCCCGCUGGACCCUGUCCCCCGCCAUAUCCCGGCUACCGGGCGAUGUCUGCUCCGCCACCCCGCCGGGCAGCGUUACCUGGAGCUCCCGGUGACCACUUCAUGUCCGGGGAGCGCGACGCCGGCCCCGCCGCCGCCUCCAGCCCCGGCCCCGCAUACCGCGCUCCGCUCGGCUCCGGGGGAAACUGGGGGCCCCGAGAGCGCGGCAGCGGCUCCGCUGCGCUCCCCCGCGGGCGCAGGCAGUGCUGGCCCGCUGCCCUCGGGAACGGAGCUGAGGCCCGAAGCUCGGCACCGGCGGCGGGUGAGGAGGGAAGGCAGCAGACUCCCAGUCACAGUGGCGACGGGGUUUUUAUCGCCUCCUGCCUCCGCCUUCCCGGUCUCUCCCGCUGCGCAGCGCCGGACCCUAUGCCGCUUCAGUCCGACGCACUCCCGGGGGGUUUCCGCGGCAGUGGGUCGGAGUCAUCGGUGCCCCGGGGGAGGAGCGCACCCGCUGCCCCCGCUCCGCCCCUCACCUCCCAGGGGGCUGCCCCGCUCCGCCUCGGUCCGCUCCCCUCCGGGUCUGGCCGCCAGCCGCUCUGCCCCCGCCGACAGCGGGAGGGCUUCGCCGCCCGGGUGGGCUCAGCCCCUCCGGUGCACACCAGCCCCGAGCCCCGAGCCUGGCCUGCAGCUCCUCGGCGCCCUGGCGGGGGGCAGGCAGGCCGGCUCUGCAGCCACCGGGGAAGCCCCGUUUUCGGAGGAGUGGACGCUGCUGAAGACGCGGUCCCCGUUAAAAUACAUCAAAACUCUCCGUAAGGGGAGAUGGAACCUCAGGGUGUUCGUAAGGGGCGGAUAAAUUUAAAAGGCAUCGUGUUAGCUCUGGAAAACCGUCCUCUGGUUCAUUAAAUGAUCAAAAGCCACGGAGGCUCCGUGGUAAACUGGGCUUUGAUGAAAGCAAAGGAGUCCAUCAAAUGAUACAAGUGGUUAUCUAAAAUUAAUUGCUAUAUAUACCGAGAUUCUCUUGACCAUGGAAUCUGUGGGAGAGCUGCUGCAAAUGAGGAAGUGUGACCAGAUCAGGAAGAGGCAAAACUGCAUCUGAAAGCCCAUGAACACAUUUCCCUCUUUUUCACACUGAUUUUAACCUCCCGCAGUGAAGUUUCUCACUACAUUUCCACCACAAUUUAAAGUACCCUACAUUUAGAGACUGACACCCUGGCUAGUUGAGCAAAUAACAGAGAUUGUGGAUUUAUUGUCAUCCAGAUAUAGUUUAUAGAACAGUUCUCGGCAAACGGGCUUGCAUGUUAAAGCUGCUGCGAAUCACACUUUUCUUCCAAAACCAAAGUGAUUUUUAAUAUGAGGAUUCAUGGCUACAUAUAAAGCUCAAAUUUAAGCUACAGGCAAACUAAAAUUCUUUAGUAUGGUACAAGGUAUAUGUUACAUAUGAUUCAAUACAGAUCUGGUGAGAUAUAGGUGAUACUGCUAUUGAUUUCAAAGCCUUUUAAGCCCUACCUUAUAAAAAUGCAGCUUUUUUGUCAUCAUUUUUUAUUUUGUGCUGAAUUUCUGCAUUUCUGUGCAGUAGGACUACACAACACUGAAGUAAUUUUAAUCUUCAGGUUAUUGAUUCAACAUUGAUUUGUUUUCAGACUCUCCAUAGGAAUAUUCAUUUGUUUAAAGAAGCUUGUUGUCUUCAUGUAGACUAAACCAUUAAACUUUUCUGGUGACCUCCAUGUUACAAAUUAUUAGGUGAAAUUUAAGUUGGUCACAUUGCCAAUACAGUCUGACAAAGAUGGUAGUCACUUUUUUAGUUUCCUUCCCUGCUGUCAAGACUGAAUAGGUUGACCCUGCAUUCUUUGUCAAGACCUACUUAUGGAAUAAAAAUUCCUUCUGUGGUAGGAUAUGGAGUAGCUGUCCAUUUGUGAUUUUUGUACACACUUUCAUUGAACUAAAUUAGUUUUAAAAUACUAACAAUUUUAAUUGAAGUUUGUUCAGACCUCAGUAAGUGUGAAGCACUUGUAGGUGCACAGUAACAGUACUGCUUGUAGCUAAGAUAUCUAGAUUACAGUCAUGAGAGCAGGACAAAGUGAUAAUUCCCUUGGGGAAGGCAGGAUUCACAUCAAAGGGAAGUCUAAUACUUACGGUAAUAAGAAUUUUGUUUUCCAAUUCUGUUUUUCUUGUUAAUGCUGACUGGGAUUUGCUUUUUAUGUUGGAGAUCUCAGGGCCCAGAUUCUCAAGAAAUUGAUGGGAGUGGUGAUGAUCCUUACAUGAGCUGCUCAGAUUACAGAGAGAGGUCAUCUGCCAAUAAGCAGACUUUGCAGAGACAUCAUGAUCAAGAGAUGUAUUGGAUGGUCUGAAAGGAGUUCAGAACCACAGGACUCUUGUAGGUCUGAAAACAUCUGGUUGCUGAAAAUUACUGAAAGCUCAGUAAAUUUUGAUCCCCCAAAAAGGUUUUGAGAGUUGACAAGUGCAUGGCAUGAUUCAAUCUAAUUCAUUGUGCUAUUUCACAACAUAAAGGUGCUUUUGUCACUUGGAAGAUUGCUUUUUAAAAUCUAGUUUGGAUGAGAACAAUUGGUAAUUAAUUUUCUUCUACCAGAUAAUACUGAUGUGAAAACAGUAACUAUCCAAAAUCUUUGUGGAUUAUACACGGACACAAGCUGUGUGAAGCUGACAGUACAUUAAUUAGGAUGUGAAACCUUUCUUUUGAUACUCUGUACAAAUGUAAGGUUUCUAGCAUCACCAGUAGAGAUUUUUAUUGCAGAGAAUUGCUGAUAGCUGUCUGCUUCUUCCAAAACCAUCAGGAUUCUGCCUGUGUUUCCCUGCCCCUCUACCAAACUAUCUAUUAGAGUGAAAGCUUUUCAGUUCUUGUUUUCACAUCCUAUGCAGUGCCAUACAGACUGAUAGGGCUUGAUAAGGUCUUUUAAUAACAAUAUUUCCCUUAUGAUCUUGAAAGCCCCCACAAAUACAGAAAUGCCUCUGGUAUCUUCAAAAUUAAAUCUGUUUAGUAAAAAGGCAAUUUUAUUGCAGUUAUAUAAUUAAAUUGAUUAUUAAAGGACUUUAGUUUCAAAAGCUAUUUGUUUAGGGGGAAUUUAUAAUACCUUCAUGACCGCAGUGUAACUACUGGGCUAGGGACUAAUUAGGAAGGGGGUACUGGAAGAAAUCUUUGUUCGCGAAGGCUAGGCAUGAUGACUGGAAGAAAGGAAUAUCCUCCACUUCCAGAGCCUCUUAGGCUCUGUUUCAGGCAAGAGCAUGGUUUUCCUGCCAUAGUGCUCAUGCAGGAGGCAGGAUUUCCAGUCUCCAGUUUUAAGCCUGGAUAUAUACAUUAUAGCCAUUAGAUAGCACACAGUAAAAAGGGUCAGAGUCAUCUUCCUUUUUGUGAUUCCUGUCUCUCCAUCCUGAAUUAAUUCUGUUUCAGUGUAAGUCUGGUCCGGGCUUUAGGGUACUUCAGUUAGCCGGGAGAGGAGGGCUGCAGUGCCUCUGCGUUUCGCUCACAAGAUCCACUCUGUUGACAAGCAGCAGAUCAAGGAGACCAUCUUUCCGAGUCUGCUCCCUUGAGACCUGUUCCAUAAAGUUGUCAUUCAGUUUUUUAGGAAUAUUCUAGCCCAAGUGGUACCAGCUAUGUGAUGCUCCCAGUUAAUUUCUGGCAAGUUGAAAUCCCCAUAAGGACAGGGGCAGUUCACUUGCAAGUGUCUCUUAGUUUUUCAAAGAAUAAUUUGUUGGCAUGAUCAUCCUGGCUAGGAGGUCUGUAGCAGACUCCCACAAUGACAUCUUGCAUUAUUUGUUUGCUCCUUGAUUCUUACGCAGAGGCUCUCAACAGUGCCAUUGCCAGCUGUGAGCUCCAUACAUUCUAACCCUUCUAUUACAUACAGUGCCAUCCCUCUGCCUCUUCUGCCUUGCCUAUCCCUCCUGAAGGGACUGUAAUUGUCCAGCAGAGCACUCCAGUCACAGGAUUCAUCCCACCAGGUUUAACUUAUGACAACGAUGUCAAAUUUCUGGGACUGGGCCAAAGCUUCAAGCUCCUCUUUUGUUCCUCACACUGUGUAUGAGUGUAGAAACAUUUCAGGUGUGGUACAUUGUAGCCAACACUUUGUGAGGCAGAUUGAGGGUUUUCUCAAGUUUUGGCAUACCAUCCCAUCACUCAUCACUGGUGAGCCUGGUUUUGUCCCUUUCCCUCUUCCAAGCUAGUUUAGAGCUCUGUCAAGAAACCCCGCCAGCUCCUGUGCUAGAACUCUUUUUCCCUCGUGAGACAGGUGUAUCCUGAAAGGUGUCAGUAGACCAGGUGUCAACUAGAUCAUCCCAUGGGCAAAAACCCCCAAAUUUUUCUGAGUACACCAACCUCAGAGCCACUCAUUGACCUGAUGGAUCUGCCUAUUCCUAUCAAUAUUAUUCCUUGUUACUGGAAGAAUCAAGAAAAUCACUACCUGUGCUCCUGAUCCCUCUACCAACCAUCCCAGGGCUCUGAAGUCUAUUGAUAGCCUUCAGACUUCUCUUUGUUAUUUGGUCACUGCCAGUUUGAGCAACCAAUAGCAGAUAGUAAAUCAGAGGGCCUUACUAGACAGGAGGGUUAUCCAGUAAUGUCCCUUAUCGGAGCCCCUGGGAGACAGCAGGCUUCCCUGUGAGUUGGGUCCAGUCUGCAGAUCAGGCCCUCCACUCCCCUUAGUAAGGCGUCUCCUGUUACAACUAUCCUCUUUUCCUAUUUACAGAGGAUGUCUUGGUGCAGGGUACAGCUUUUGUUGUUUUUGGAGGCCCCACUACCCCAGAAAGGCCUUCAUCCACCUCAUCAGUUUUCUGGCCUUCCAGAGCCUGUUGUAGAAGGUGCCAGUCCUACUUGUCAAAUUCUGAGAAGGAACCUUCCUCCUGGUACAUGCAAUGACUCCUCCUGCUUCCAGCCUUCAUCUUUAACAGACCCUUGACUAACAGUCCUUUGACUAAUAGCCCUGCAGGGUUUUGAGUCCACCUGCUUCUCCACUGCAAUAGAGAUUCAAGACUCCUGAGAGUCUUAAGACUGUAGUGUCUCUGAAAAUGAUUGAUCUGCCUUUUGCUCAUUUGCUCGAACACUACAAAGCCUGUUCACUUCUUCCUGUAGCUCCUUCACCUGGCGACACGGUUCUUCAACCACAGCACACCUUCUGCAAAAUACCUGUUUGUCUACCCCAGCCUCACAAAGAGCAUCCUGGCAACCUGUGACCUGGAGAGCUGUGUCUGCCAUCAGCAGGUCUGUCUGUCUGGAGGCCUCUGACAUGGCUGGUUCAGUGACUCCUGCAGCUACAGGUGAUUGAGCUCUACAGCGUGUCAACAGCAUAAAUGAAGAAGCUUAAACUAGUAUGCUAAUAAGACCUGGGCUGCAAGGAUGUCUUUGCUCUUCCUUAUGAGAUACUAAGUCUGUUUUCUGCCUCUAUUAGCCGCUCCUGGAUGGUCAGAGAGGAGCUCUUCCUGCCUGCGUGAACUGCCCUGCAAACUGCCGUGUCACACCCUCACUGAUGUGCCACAACCCUGUUUGCCCGUUCCUGUUCACUGCUCUCUGGGUCGCUCAUGCUCCCUGCAACCAUUUAAAUGUUCCUGGGUCGCUCCUGGCACUGCUCCCUCCUUGUCUGUUUAGCUGCCAAGGGCUUCCAGGUCGUGGGGCUGCUGCAUGGGCUCUUGAAGUCAGGAACACCGCUGUACAGCUGGAUCGCACCCCCUGUACUUCCCUUCACUUGCGUCCGCUUAAACCUCGAAGAGACAUGGGGUGUCACCUGUCCACCAGUGCCACCUUUUCUCAUUUGCUCAGAAUUGCCACCAGCUGGUGCCAGCUGGGGGCCUCCAUUCCGUGACCAGUGUGUGGAAUCCCAGAUGACAGUGCUGCAGGAUCCUCCAGGCUGAUAUGAAGACACCAGAUCUAGUACAGCUCACCCCUACAGCUGUGUUUCCUCAGGUGAUCAGUCCUGGGGACAGAACUGCUGGGAGAAGGGAGAUCCUUCUGUGGCAGUAGAGAAGAGGAGUGCUUAGACGUGGGUGUGAGAACAAAACAAUAAUGGAAAAAAAUAGUAGGCAGUAAUUGCACAGAGAAAAGUUAUGAACCAAGGUAAACACAGGUAAGCUUAUUUCUGGUUGAUAUUGUGUGGUCAACAGUAUAAAUCAGAAACUACACUGAAACCCAAGAUUUAUCAAAAAAAUCAGGUAAUCAUGGAAGAUUUUAGAUAGGAAGGAACUGUUGGAGACCAUCUGGUCCAACCUGCCUGCUCAAAGCAGGGUCAGCUGUGAAAUCAGUUCAGGUUUCUCAGGGUCUUGCCUAGUUCUGGCCUCUCUGAGCAACCCUUUCCCAUGUCCCAGUUCAGCUUGUCCAAGCUGAGAAAACUUUGAUCCUCUUUCCCAGGCAGAUAUGAUUGACAAGCCAUCUCCUGAUUGGAAAACCUCUGAAUCACCUGCCUAGUAACACUGGGUAAAAUUUCAGUGUAAAUACUGGCAGUGGAUGGCAGCUCUGUGUGAGCUUUCUUACAGUGAUUUUCUGUGAGACUUGUAUAAAAUGAAGUGUGCAGGUAGCCUGUAGCAUCUGUCGGGAGUUACAGAGGUCUCUGCUGUAUUCCCCUAAUUUUUCUGCAGCCAGAAAUGUACUUUUUUCUCUGUCUUCUGUCCUUUCCACCAGUUUACCUGUUUCUGAUCUAAUGGGAAAGAGAUCUUCAUAGAAACUAAGCUUUUAUUCAGCCAAGCCUGGCUCUGCGUGAGCCGUCACCUGCUCCUAAUAGCCACCCCACUCGGCCUGAGGAUUUAGCUUGGCAGAACUCAAGGUUUUCAGGGAAAUAAACUUUACAAUUUAUCUUCACAUCCACUCAAGCACAUCACAUAGUACAGCAAAUUAGCAAAGAUUUUUUUAAAAGUAAAAAUCACUCCAUACUGCAAAAAGAAAAAAAAAAAAAGAGAAAAAGCUAGU